Molecule: messenger RNA, 204 nt
Organism: Puccinia triticina
Lineage: Eukaryota; Fungi; Basidiomycota; Pucciniomycetes; Pucciniales; Pucciniaceae
Exons: 2
Coding region: 1-204 (67 amino acids)
Source: RefSeq, a predicted model, not a curated record
AUGGCACACAAGGCCCUAACCAACCAACCCGUGGAACUCAAAAUUCAACUCGUGGUCAAGGAGGAACCCGUGCUCAAGGAGGAGGUUUUCACUCACAAGGUCGUCAGGUCCCUCAACAAGAAAACGGUGAAGCACCAUCUUCAAGUGAAGAUGACCAUGUUAAUGAUGAAUCCAAUGAGAGGUUCUCAAGUUCCACCGGUCUAG